Drepanopeziza brunnea f. sp. 'multigermtubi' MB_m1 is the source of this 615-nucleotide messenger RNA. The record is from RefSeq and is a predicted model, not a curated record. NCBI's taxonomy places the organism in Eukaryota, Fungi, Ascomycota, Leotiomycetes, Helotiales, Drepanopezizaceae.
AUGCCUCUUAAGCAAGUAACUCAGUUUAAUAAAAUCGUUAAGCGCGGCCGAGGCCGUCUAAGAAAUCCUUUAUCUGCUUUAGCUGUUGCUGCUGCUACAGCUGCGGCGGCGGUUAUACUUCGCACUCUUACUUCCGAACUUUCGCCUUUUCUUUUAGACCUUUUUAUUAAGCGCUUGCUUAUGCUAACGACCGUCAAAGCUUUAAAUUAUAACAAUUGCACCGCUGCUUUUGCCGUUGCUAAUACCGCUUUCGAAAACUUCUCCGGUAAUACGAAGCGCUUCGAGCAUAUUACUUUUUCUCAAGUUGGGGGUCCCUUGACUGCUGACAUGCUAAGCGAGGCAUGCCAAGUGGCCCGUGAACCAUGGUUCAAGGCUAAGGUCGAUAUAGAGAUACCGACAGCUAUAAUAGCUCUUGCGCUUGCGCUAGCCGCUUUUGUUAUUCUCGUCGCUUUUACAGCUCUCGUCGCUCCCGUCGCACUUAUUAUCGUCGCUCUUUUUGCGCUAGUUGUUGCGCUUGCCGCUUUCGCAGCGGCGCUCGCCGUUGCUAUAACUCUUACGAAGCGCCGAGCUAAAGUAAAAAGAUUGCUAAGAGCUUUAAUUGAUCUUUUAUUAUAA